AUGCUCGUCGACUCUUUCUACUUGAGGAUCCAGACUUUUUCGGCAGGACUUGCUCUGCUCGACGGAGAUCUCCUCUCCAUCGGCCCCGACCUCAAAACUCAACUCGGUGCGACAGAUCACUCGUCGACGAGUAUGCAGGCUCUUGUCUUUGUCGCUGCUGUCUCCGCCACCCAAGACUCGAUAUUUGCUGAUGUCCUAUGUCCUGUGCGAGGAGGCUUCUCCAACCAUCCGAACUCUUGUGGGUGACCUAGCGCCCUGCCGGCUCGCCUCGAGAUUGAGAACGAAGGUGUCACGAAUGGGAGUUUCGCCACUCCAAGUUCGGCCUCUCAGCACCCACGUCAUCCGCGUGACUUGGGCCUUCCCGCGCUUCGGACCUCCUCUCCCCGCUUCGGCACCUGCACUGCCUUCUUCUCCUCCAACUAUACGCUCACAACCCUCUCGCCCCCGACUCUUACGUGAACAUCAACCAAGCUCUAUUACGUGAUCCUUGGCCUCAACACUAUUACGUGAUCCUCGUGCCUCGCCUCCUCAAGCUCGCCACCUCGUCCCCGACUCCUCUGGUCUAGUUUCCCAGUUCCGUAGCUCACUUCUCUCUUUCCCUUCUGCAACUCGAAUCUCGUCAAAGGUCACAUCCUUGCACUCGUCCCUCGUCCUCGCCUCUUGUGAGAAGUCCCUAGAACACCUCUCAACUCGUCACUCGCCCUUGCCCUCGUCUCGAGCCCCUUCGUCCGGCUCACCUCUCCUAUCUUCGUCCUUCGUGAUAUAGACGCGCUGGAACUCGCAUACGGCAUCAAACGUCUCGGACCUGCCGAAUAUAUUCUAGGCAUCCAAGUCAAACGUGGACAAGACGGCUCUAUCACGCUCUCACAAGAGCGCUACCUUCGGGACAUCCUUGCCAGGUUCCAAUUCACCGAUGCCAAGCCGGCAAGUAUUCCAAUGCAGCCAGGUGUCGUCCUUGACUUCGAGGACUUGGCGGCCACUCCUCAGGAUCGUACGCGCUACUUGCAGGCCAUCGGUUCGUUGAUGUACGCCGCAGUUGGAACUCGUCCGGACCUCGCCUUCGUGGUCAGCUACCUCGCUCGCUUCUCCCAGCAGCCUGGCCCGGAGCAUUGGACAGCCAUCAAGCAGGUCCUCCGUUACAUCAAAGGCACGCUGGACUUGGGCCUCACCUAUCGCAAGACCAGCCAACCACUCCGUGGCUACUCGGAUGCGAACUGGGGAGCCUGUCUAACGACCUCACGAUCGACCAUGGGCUACGCGUUCAUCUUGUCCGGAGCCGCUAUUGCUUGGUGCUCCAAACGCGAGCACAGGGUGGCCAAGUCCACUACCGACGCAGAGUACCUCUCUCUUUCGUACACAAGCGGUGAUGCCAUCCACCUGAGCGAACUCCUGGCUGAACUUGGCGCUCCGGUCUCCGGUCCAGUCGUACUCUACGGGGACAACCAAGGUUCGCUGGCUCUUGCGCAGCACCCGACCAACCAUCAGGGGUCUCGUCAUGUUCGCAUCUCGGAACAUUGCGUCCGCGAGAGGGUAGCUGAGAAGGAGAUCGAGGUCCGCUACAUCGCCACCGGCGACAUGAUUGCCGAUAUUUUCACCAAAGCCUUGGGUCCCAAGCCGUUCAUGUUCCAUCGGGAGAAUUUGGGUUUGCGAGGUGCAGUGGUAUGACAGCACGGGGGGGUGUCAAUAUAUUGCUGUUUCAUCCCACUGGUAUUCCCGAUUAUGAUUAGUUACUAGUUGUUGAUAUUAGUCGCCCCGCGCGUCUCGAGCCUGCCUCGCGCGCGCUCCCUUAGCGCUUAUCUUCUUUCUCCAACUAUCUUUACUAUCUUCAUCGGCUCUCGUACUUACGCACUUCGUGCCUCGGCCUCAGUUCCUGAAAGUAAACGCAGUUGCAGCGGCGAACUUCUGCACGAAGAUCGACCUUCAAGGUGCUUUCCAACAAAGUCGCAUCAAGGACGAAGAUGUGAAGAAGACCGCGUUCAGCACCCCUAACGGGAUCCUGUACUCACUUGUCGCUCAACAAGGCGAUCGCAACAGCACGGUUACACUACACCGGCUCGUCUCAUUUGCUUUUGCUGGACUCAUCAAUCGCAAGAUCAAACAUUACGCCGACGACCUGUGGCCCAUCUCUAAUACCUGGGCCGAACACAAACGGGAUGUCCGCGAGACUCUCGAGCGAGCCGAAGUCCACGGCAUCCGCAUUCCUAUCUCAAAGUUCAAAUUCGCUACAGAGAUUCGCGACUCUCUGGGCAGGAAGAUUCGCCCGGGAGAAAGCUCGAUGCAGCCGGAAAAGGCGGCUGGCAUCCGAGCUACCCCAGCUCCUAAGAACAAGAAGGAUCUUCAACGUUUCCUAGGAGCGGUGGAAUAUAACCAUCGAUCAAUCCCGCACCUUGCCGAGCUAGCGGCGCCCUUGGAUGCACUGACAGGGGUGAACAGCCCCUGGAGAUGGUCCCGAGCUUGCAGCGACGCUUUUGAAAGUAUCAAGGCUGCAUUUGACGACAGUGCCAAACUCACCUGCAUUCGCUCAGACGAGCUUGCACCCGAUGGUACCUUCCCAGUCCACCUAGACACCCCUCCCGGCCGAAGGAGAAAAGGUGCCAGAGAACGAAUCCAAAGGGAAGUACCUCUUCCUCCAAUUCGACGCCUCAGGUACAGGAGUCGGCUACAUGCUAAGCAUCCACGGGCUACCACUCGCGAAAGUUCUCGCCUUCCCAAUUCAAUUACAACACCCAGAACCAAGAGCUCCAGGGCAUGUACGAAGGAUUUCAACGCUUCGAAACAAAGCUGCGAGGACGUCCAUUCAUCGUCCUCACGGACAGCCAGACUCUUGCGAAGUUCACAACACUCCCAACGCUGUCUAGAAAACAGACGCGCAUGUAUCUCUACUUCUCGGAAUUUGCAUACACGGCUGAGCACACCGCAGGCAAGGCGAACGCCAUGCCCGACAUGUUAUCGCAACCCCCUUGCGAUGCACCCACCUACCCUGACCCAUGGGCCCCGAAGUAUAUGGUUAGGGUUAGGGUUAGGGUUAGGGUUAGGGUUAGGGUUAGGGUUAGGGUUAGGGUUAGGGUUAGGGUUAGGGGUUAG
Molecule: messenger RNA, 3084 nt
Organism: Microbotryum saponariae
Lineage: Eukaryota; Fungi; Basidiomycota; Microbotryomycetes; Microbotryales; Microbotryaceae
Source: the annotation of a GenBank genome assembly